Messenger RNA from Chilo suppressalis (striped riceborer), 4090 nucleotides. The record is from the annotation of a GenBank genome assembly. NCBI's taxonomy places the organism in Eukaryota, Metazoa, Arthropoda, Insecta, Lepidoptera, Crambidae.
CAAUUAACAAUCGAAUACAAACAACACUAUUUUCGCUCAAUCGCUCUCUCGCUGUCAUUUUGCUUCUUCAUUCAAAACAGUGACUUGACACUUGUUUGUAAAUCAAAUCAAUACCUACGCAAUUUUGUUAGCGAAGUGGAAGUUGUCGGGUAGUAAUUAUUCAUCUACAGUGACGGAACAAAACUGGACGAAGUGAAAUAAUUUCAAGAAUUGAAUAUCGCAACCGUCAGCAAUGACGAACACACUGUGUGUUUGUCUUGUAAUCGCAAUCUUUUGUUGUACAAAUCUGUCGUCAGCUCGACAAGUACCAAAAGAAUGUUCAAAGGGACCUAGUUAUUGGUGUCAAAAUCUCAAGAGCGGAGCUGAAUGUGGAGCCGUGGGACAUUGCAUCGGUACUGUUUGGGAAAAGCAUAAUUUCGAAAUCAGCAGGAAUGAUGUGUCCGACAAAUUCGUCAGAAUGUUCCGGCAGUUGAAGGACGUGAAGGAUCUUAUCAAUCAGGAGUACUUAGGAACCCGCGUCAGUUCAGAAUGCCACGACGUGCCUUACCAAGAAGUGGCAAAAAUAUGCAAAGAAAACACAGCGCAGCUACAGGAGUAUUUACAUCACGUCCUAGUGUCUGAGACGUCGCCUGAAACGAUGUGUCAGAUCAUCGGCAUGUGCAACAAUGGGAAACUUGACAAAUUUGUGACCCACAAGGAAAAGAAGUCUACUGAACCCAAAAAACAUGGAAAACACAAAGUUGAACUUGUGGGUGCAAAUCGAUGCACUUGGGGACCAUCAUACUGGUGCAGCAACUUCAGUACGGGACGGGAAUGCAGCGCCACUAAACACUGCGUGAAUGCCGUAUGGUCCAAACAGCGUUACCCAGAAGACAAUGACAGCGUAUGCAAAAUCUGCACGGAUAUGGUACAGAAAGCACGCGAGCAACUUCAAAGCAACGUAACGCAGGAAGAACUGAAAGAGGUAUUCGAAGGCUCUUGCAAGUUGAUGCCCAUCAAGAUAAUAGCCAAAGAAUGCAUGAAAGUGUCGGACGACUUUGUGCCCGAGCUGGUGGAGACACUGGCCUCGGAGAUGAACCCUCAGGCCGUUUGUUCCGUCGCCGGCCUCUGCAAUAACGCGAAGAUUGAUCGCCUGUUGGAAUCACACGAAAGAAAAAUUGAAGCAAAGAAAGCCGAUACACACAAAGCUCACCUCGUAGGCGCUUCCCAUUGCACUUGGGGUCCGUCAUACUGGUGCAGUAAUUUCAGCACGGGUCGAGAAUGUUCAGCUACGAAGCACUGCGUGGAAAGAGUUUGGUCAAAGAUGGACUUUCCCCAAGAUAAUGAUAAUAUUUGCAAGAUCUGUACUGAUAUGGUGACGCAGGCGCGAGACCAAUUGCAAAGCAACGAAACCCAGGAGGAGCUGAAGGAAGUAUUCGAAGGCUCCUGCAAGCUGAUACCUAUAAAAGUGGUGGCCAAAGAAUGUAUUAAAUUAGCCGAUGACUUUGUACCUGAGUUGGUGGAAACUCUGGCAUCGCAGAUGAAUCCUCAGGCCGUCUGUUCCGUAGCCGGCCUCUGCAAUAACGCUAGGAUCGAUCAACUACUAGAAGCUUAUAGCGAGCAGUUGUCGCGCGUAGUAAGCUGCAGUAGUUGCAGACAAACUGUGGGCGUGGCGAGGAAGAAGUUCGACGCUGCAUCCUAUGAAGAUUUCCUCCUUGGUCUGUUGCAAGUGUGCCGCAAUAUGGACUCUCUCUCCGAUUCGUGUUCCAUGCUAGUGUUCAAAUACUACGAGAACAUUCUGGCGGCUGUAAGGAAGGACUUAACGCCUCAAAGCGUUUGCCAUCUGAGCGGGCAGUGCACCUACAAGUAUCACACUCACGAUAACUUCGCCUUCCCCGAGUGGGCGCUACGGGAGCAAGCUAAGGACGAUGUGCCUUGCGAAUUCUGCGAGCAACUAAUAAAGCACCUGCGUGAUACCCUCAUAGCCAACACUACGGAGCUUGAGUUCUACAAAGUACUUAAAGGUCUCUGUAAGCAAACUGGCGAGUUCAAGGACGAAUGCCUUCAUUUAGCCGAGCAAUACUAUCCGAUAGUCUACAAAUUCCUUGUAUCCGACUUACAACCUGAAGUUAUUUGCAAUAUGAUGGGUUUGUGCGGCAAGAAACUUGACAAAGAUAGUCCCUUCGCUCCGUUAUUGCCUAAAGAAUUAGUCGUUAAAGCUGUAGCUCUGAAGGAUAAUGCUAAAGCUACAGAACUGAUCGGAACUGAUGAAGCGAACAGCUAUACUACUGAGAAACUCAAUCGCGUGGCAAUUGCGAACAAACAGUCGAACGUUCGCAUCAUGGGUGCGGAAUCCGAAUCCCUGCCUUCACCUUUACCUUUGAACCGAAUGUUCGUCCAAAUGCCAGAGAACAAGGCGGCCUGUUCCUUCUGUGAAUAUUUCCUCCACUACCUGCAAGUGGAACUCAGCGAUACCAAGACUGAGGACGCCAUAAAGGAGGCCGUAGACAAAGCCUGCGAUCGUUUACCAAACUCCAUCAACGGCGAGUGUCGCCAGUUCGUGUCCCAAUACGGGCCUGCAGUCAUAGCGCUACUCGUACAGGAAAUAGAUCCGGCUAGCAUCUGCCCUGCGCUAGGACUAUGCACCCAAGUGACGGAAGUCCGUCGCGUCGCCAUCAACUCGGGCAAGUCCAACUGCGCGAUGUGUUUGUUCGCCGUCGAACAAUUAGUCACCAUGCUCAAGAACAACCGCACUGAGGCCAGCAUCCGCGAUGCUCUUGGCAAACUCUGCAACCAUCUAUCCGACAAAAUGAAGACGGAAUGCACAGACUUUGUAGAUACCUACACCGACCAGUUGGUAGAAAUGUUGGUGGCAAAUCUCAACGCUCAAGAGGUUUGCGUUUACCUCAAACUGUGCGACGCUACGGGCCCAGACCCCCUGGGAGUUUCUAGUACUUCGGCCAUCGAUAAAUAUCACGAGAAACCGCAGCUGAGAGGCGAUAGGAACAACUUUAGAAAGAAGCCGAUGCUGCCCGCGCAUAUGUUGGAGAAAGACGGCGAUAUUGCAACGAACGAAAUACCCGACGACACUGUGAACGGUCGCCCCGUGAAGCAAGUCACACAGAAGACCGUCUGCGUGGUCUGCGAGUUCGUCAUGAAGGAAAUCGACGACCAGAUCAAGGAUAAACACAACGAGGACGAGAUUAAAAAAGUAGUUCACGGCAUAUGCAAGCACAUGCCUAAAGCGGUCCGUCCUGAUUGCGACCAAUUCGUCGAGAAAUACGCAGACCUGGUGAUCAGCCUUUUGGCUCAAGAAUUGGAGCCCGAAGAAGUGUGUGAAGAACUGAAACUGUGCAGCCCAAAUGGAAAACAAUCCUACGAAUUAGCUAGAGAGGAGAUCCUAGACUGCGCCGUCUGCGAGACGGUAGUGAUGGCGGUGAAAAAGGUCCUGAGUAACGACCGCGUCGAUCACAACAUCGUUCACGUCGUGGAGAAGUCGUGUGGAUUAUUGCCUGCUAAAUACUACGAUAGGUGUCACACGUUGAUGGAGAUCUACGGCGACAGCGUGAUUCAUCUGGUGGAGCAGAUCGGCACUAAGGGCGUGUGCCAGAAGAUAGGGCUUUGUGCUCCCGGUGCCGCCCUAGUACGCAUGCAAGGCCGCAUCAACCAUUGACGCAAUUGAGCCGGCAAUGCUGUUAUAUCAAGAUUGUAUCUGAUAUAAGUAAUCUCCUCUAAUAUUUUAACACAUAAGUUUUCAGUUUUCACCAAAACAAUUUAGUAUUAAGUUUGGUUUUAGGACAACAAAAGUAUUGUGACUAUUUCGAAUUUGUCUUGUUUUUCAUUUCAAUUGAUUCUUUUGGGACAUGUCGUAAAAUAUUGCAUGUUUAUAAUAAAGUAAAAAGUGUACUUACAUUUUAUAGUAAAUAGUCACAGUAAAGCAUUAUUCUUUGUCAUUUGUCACGUAUUUUGCUCAUUUUAGAUUUUUUGUAAUACUAAGGAAUGAUUAGCCACAGAUAUUUAUAGCUAUAACCGUUCAUAUAAUGGAGUAGUGUUAACAUUCGCUAGCCUGUGAUAAGUCAUUUGUAAACUGUUUCUAUAAAAUAAAGUUUUU